Messenger RNA from Patiria miniata (bat star), 2272 nucleotides. RefSeq names its product tRNA-splicing endonuclease subunit Sen2-like (gene tsen2). Bases 142 to 1860 code for a protein of 572 amino acids. Gene Ontology annotation, cellular component: tRNA-intron endonuclease complex. Gene Ontology annotation, molecular function: tRNA-intron lyase activity; nucleic acid binding. The record is from RefSeq and is a predicted model, not a curated record. The transcript is spliced from 10 exons. Gene Ontology annotation, biological process: tRNA splicing, via endonucleolytic cleavage and ligation; tRNA-type intron splice site recognition and cleavage. Lineage: Eukaryota; Metazoa; Echinodermata; Asteroidea; Valvatida; Asterinidae.
UGGGAGACGGGCUCGGCCACGCCCCUUUGGUGGAACAUGCGUCUCCGCAGGGUUUGACUCUUGAGGGCGCCACGCAAUAUACAUUUGGACCACAUUUCAAGAAUCUGUCAUGUGUAAUCGGUUUUUGUUGAACCUACCACGAUGUCUGCGUUAAAACCACCCAGACGGAAGCGAAGGAUCUACCAACAACUGGACUCUCCCUUCCCUGUCCCCAUUGAGUCAAUCACUAAGAAACCAGCGUCCAGCAAUCGAUGGUUCUACUACACUGGAGUACUGAAGGAAAACAGUGUACUCGUGCAGCAGCAAGGAGAUGUGCUAUUCCUGUACAAGAUGGGUUUCUUUGGCAAGGGAAUGUUGUCCAAGAGCAAGCCGGAGCACAACAUCUACCUGAACUCCUACCAAGGCCUACGUAAGAAGAACCUGCCACCUAAAGAAAGAAGGUUUCAACAACAGCGAUUUCAACAAGUCAGGAAAACCAGAUACGAGCGGCACCUGAGUUGGUCCAAACAGUUUGUCAGACAGGCCAGAAAUUUGACCACGGAUGAAGAUGACACAUCAGCAUCGGUUGACGACUUGCCAACAUCUUCAGAGAAUAACGGAGAUCACAUGAUUCCAUUACAAAGCUCAGGGAGUCAAGAAAAGGAAGAUGGAUGCACACAGAGUGAUGAUGUCACAGCAGGAAUUGAUGAGGUCAGUACGGGAACUUGUAGUGUCAUGCAAAGAACUGACGAUAUCGCUUCAAGAACUGAGGAUGUCACUUCAAGAACUGAUGAUGUCACUUCAAGAACUGAUGAUGUCACUUCAAGAACUGAUGUCAGAGCUAGAACUGAUGAUGUCACUUCAAGAACUGAUGAUUUCACAACAAGAACUGAUGAUGACACUUCAAGAACUGAUGAUGUCACUUCAAGAACUGAUGAUUUCACAACAGGAACUUAUAGUGUCACUUCAAGAACUGAUGAUGUCGCUUCAAGAACUGAUGAUGUCACUUCAAGAACUGAUGAUGUCACUUCAAGAACUGAUGAUGUAACAACUAGAACUGAUGAUGUAACAACUAGAAAUGAUGAUGUCACCACAACUUCUGAUAUGAUGGAAGUUUGUGAACUUCCCGAAGCAUCAUCCAAGUCAGCAAUAAAUUUAGACGUUACUAAUUCAACUGAUGAAACUCUUAGAAAUAGGAACAGUGAUCAAGGCUCUCAAUCAGACAUGGCAGACAAUGCGCAAGUUUCUAGCUCUACAUUGCCAGAUACGGAGGGAGUAGGGUCAAAGGAGGAAACAGAGGACCAAAGUUUGAUAAGGAAAGAGGACCCGUACGAGAUCCACGAAUAUUUGCAACUCAAGCUUGAAGAGGCGUUUUUCCUUUCGUACGGACUUGGAUGCCUGACAGUCCUUGACGAAAACAAGAAAGCCCUGGAUUUGACUGAGAUGUGGCAGGCUUUCUGCUAUAGACAGAGGAACUUCGUGGCCAGCUACGUGGCCUAUCACUACUACCGCAGCAAGGGAUGGGUGCCGAGGGACGGCCUGAAGUAUGGGGCCCAUUAUGUGCUUUACAAGCAUGGGCCCCCGUUCUACCAUGGCAGCUACUCUGUCAUUAUCCAGAUGGUGACUGAGGGAUCAUGGGAUAGCUCCGACACCAGUCCUGUUCUGACCUGGCCGGCUGUCUCCGGUAUGGACCGGAUCACUGAGACCGUUGCUAAGGAAGUGGUGUUCUGCUACGUGAUACGCCCGUCCGAUCUGAGCGAUCAGGACAUGCAAUCGCCACGUUGCAUCCCUCGAUUCAAGGUACAGGAGAUCCUGAUGAAGCGAUGGGUGUCGUCACGGGAACGGGACGUCAAGGACCACCUACCUCCUCUGAUAUCAUGAACAGCGCCAUCUGUUGGCAGAGAGAAUCACCUUAGCCCACCAUUUUGAAACUAAUUUUGUCCGACUUUCUUCGGAAUCGUGCGGCAACUCUAAAAAUUCUGUCACUAGUAAAAUAGCAGUUCAUUUACCUCAAACACAAAGCUGUGAGUGUCUUGUAUCAACCUUGAUAAGUUGUGCAGUAACAGGCGCUACGACGAUCACGAUUUGCUGGUAAGUGUCAGGUCAUUUUUAGUUGCUACCCCACAAUUUAUGUCACCUAAAAUGAUUGUGCAAGUUACGCCAUGAUUUCAUUUCACUUAUGACACAUUUCACGAAAGUCUCAUAGAUGACUUGUGCACUAUGAGACUUUCGUGAAAUGUGUCGUAAGUUUUAGCAAUAUGCUCCAGAGACAGCCGUGGAAAAUUGGGAAUCU